AUGCCACCAACCUGCGCUGCUAAUCUGCCUUUGGUGCGGGACGCUCUUUACCUGACGCCACAACCCUGCAUAACCAGUUGGGCGUCCUGCAACGAAUACACAGCGCAGACGAUAGACGAUCGAACACAGACGCACUUGAAGCAGAUUUGGUUCACUCGAUUCAAUUUCCCUCCACGUGUUUCAAACGAUCCAACCGAAGGACGGAUGUGUCGCGUGAUGGUUGAAAAAAGACGUUCACGUAUGCUCAACUAA
Molecule: messenger RNA, 252 nt
Organism: Necator americanus (New World hookworm)
Lineage: Eukaryota; Metazoa; Nematoda; Chromadorea; Rhabditida; Ancylostomatidae
Exons: 2
Coding region: 1-252 (83 amino acids)
Source: RefSeq, a predicted model, not a curated record